Molecule: messenger RNA, 874 nt
Organism: Didymella exigua CBS 183.55
Lineage: Eukaryota; Fungi; Ascomycota; Dothideomycetes; Pleosporales; Didymellaceae
Exons: 2
Coding region: 194-676 (160 amino acids)
Source: RefSeq, a predicted model, not a curated record
CGCCAUCAUCCCAGCAGCCAUACGCCCGCUGCGAGUGGCCUCAUACCUUUGAGGAAGCUUUGUGCGAGAAUUUUGUGACGGGGCACGAUACGCUCACCGACGCAGCGAAGGCCCACGUUCUCGACCCGGCGAAUUGGUCCACUGCACCAAGUCUGCGCGACCUUGUCCCAAACGCGGAUAUAUAUGUUAUGAGAUGGCCACACUGCGAUUGAUGGCGGUGAAAACCGCUUCCAUAAAUACGAUCUGCAGCUUCCGUGCAUACAAAGUUCAGGCUUCCAGGAGCGCCUGGCAGCUCAAAUCAUGCGAGAUGCCCUCUCCCCUUGCAGAGCACAAGAAGAAGAUGUGCAAGUCUGAGACAUUUGGCAAGGACAAUCUUCAGAGCGAGCCGCAAAGUAGCACACCAAAGCUCAAAACUCUGCCAAAACAACGAGUGCAGGCAUUGGUGCACAAAUAUCGCACGUGGUCAGCUUUGUGCUACAAUGUCGCGAAAACGACUUGGCUGCGCCAUUGGCUUUUCUCAAUGCAAGAUGCAAGCCGGUCACGAACUCUGCAGGAACGAUGCUUUUGCACACCGACUGCUCAGAUAUGCCGUCGAUGCAAGAACAACCUUCGUGACUGUGUCGCAACCAGCAGGCUUUGUAGGACACGCACAAAAUCUUUAUCAAUAAGGCCUUGAAGUGUUGUGUUUGUGAGAAGAGGCUGGGCACCUGGGCAUGGAGCCAACCGCAAUUGCUUGGGGAGAUAAAAUCACAGUGUUGAACUGAGUGCAGCGGGUAAAGCUUGCAGGUGAAAGUGGUGAGAGCGCCCCCAGGUGAGAGCGCUGCGGUCCGCUGGCCGACCGCCCAAUGAGAGUCCCACGUGCGACGUCAUCUAC